UAAGGGGAAAGAAUCCCUUGCUGGGGUCUGUUAUUUUACUUGACACUAGCAACAUGGCACCAACGAGCUGCAGCUGUCGGGGAAGAACACUCAGCCACUGCGAAUGCACAUGCCAUUAAGUACCUUGCCAACAGUAACCUAUGCAUACCACUAUGAGAAAAGAAAAACCCGGGCAUAAUUCAUCCACAUGCUACAAUGUUCUAACACCUGACCGAAUUCCUGAAUUCUGUAUCCCCCCGCGGCAUCAUGCCCAGAAAGAUCUUAGAAGAAGACCACAUUAUAAUUCUAUCCCAGAUCUCUUCGUGUCAGUUUUUGAAGCAAGAGAAUCUCACCCUUUUGAAAAGCACAUUAUCCAGGUGGACAGCGUAGAAGAUCCUUUUGAGGAGGAAAGUACUAAUGCUGACCCGCAGUCACAAGCAGCUCUCUCCUUGCCUCAUCUUGCUAAAGCUAAUACGUCCUAUGGAUUCUGCACCUUGUUGGAAAGCCCAAACACGAAGAGAAAAGAGUCUAUUUUUCAUAAUGAUCCUGAUGCCCUUCCCAUCUUGUUGCCAAGAUCCCGCUCUAAUACCAUCACAUGUAGAGGUGCAUCUUCAUUAAACAAUUUUACCAGCACUCUUAGAUUGAGGCCUCUAAUAAGGUCUGGUACCUUGGAUAGUGACACAGCCUCGUCCACUGAUUCUUCACCUUUUGGCUCUCCAAGACUACACAGAUCUCUUCAAACUUCUCUAUUUAAAGCUCUAAACCAGGACAGUAUGUUCUCCAGGGCUUUGAAAGCUAACUGCAAGAUGUCUGUUCUAAGGAAUAACUCGGUUUCUACUGAUGAAGACAGCUCCACUGACAGUAGUCCAUGCGUCACUAGGAGAAGUUCUUAUGAUUGGUCCCAUCACCCUCUUACACAGUCUGACAUAGGCCUUCUACUGGUUCCAGGUCAGUUCUCCUUGGACAACACCGUGACACUGAACACAGGAGGAAUUGUAAGGCUUUCGACUGAAUAUCACCCUGAAAAUAUGAGACUACGCAUAAGACUUGUCAGCGCUGAAGGACUUUACAAGCAGUCCAUUGACCCCAAAAACAUCAGCUGCUACAUCUCCUUGUCCCUUGUCCCAGGAAAGAAUCAGAAGCAAAGAAGCACUCUUAUCCGUGGAAGCCGGAACCCAAUCUUUAAUGAAGAUUUCUUUUUUGAAGGGGUAGAAUCUGAAGAUCUUUUCCAGAAAAUCCUUAAAAUAAAAGCCAUCAACAAAGGAUCCUGUGUCAGGAGAGAAGUCAUUCUUGGGCGGUGUAAACUCAAUCUCCUUAAUGUUUUACCUAUAUAGGACACAAAUCCUGUUUUAAACGAUAUACCAUGUAUACAUAUACAUAUAUAUAAAUAUAUGUAAU
Messenger RNA from Pelobates fuscus (common spadefoot toad), 1377 nucleotides. RefSeq names its product C2 calcium-dependent domain-containing protein 4C-like. The coding region runs from base 141 to 1313 and encodes 390 amino acids. Lineage: Eukaryota; Metazoa; Chordata; Amphibia; Anura; Pelobatidae. The record is from RefSeq and is a predicted model, not a curated record. The transcript is spliced from 2 exons.